Messenger RNA from Dermatophagoides pteronyssinus (European house dust mite), 676 nucleotides. It is a transcript of the gene gdl, whose product is annotated as gonadal protein gdl. The record is from RefSeq and is a predicted model, not a curated record. Lineage: Eukaryota; Metazoa; Arthropoda; Arachnida; Sarcoptiformes; Pyroglyphidae.
AAUUUUAUUGUAUGUUUGAGUAAUGUUUUUUGUUUUGUUUUUGUUUUUCGUUUUGAUUUCGAAUGAUUUUUUUGUUUGUUUGAUCAGAUAAAAACGAAUAAUGUCCGAUUCGAAUCCAUCAUAUGAAUAUUAUUUUGAUCGUCUUAAAUCUAUGUUGGACAAUGAUGAUAAUUGCAGUCAUUUAAAAAAAUAUAUCGAUGAUAAAUUAUUAUCCGAUUUGGCAACAAGUUUAUUAGAUCAAACUGUUAUUAAUAUAUUGAUUAUGUUACGUUUACAACAAGUUAAUCAUGAAUAUGAAUUAAUGCAACAACGUGAUUCAAUGAUUGCCAAAGUUGAUGCUAAACGAAAUAAUAAAAUUGAACAAGUUGAGAAAAAAUUUUCAAAUGGUGAAAUUACAUUAUUCAAACGUGAUGAAUUACUUAAAGAAAUGAAAAAACAUUAUGAAGAAAAAAUUCUAUCAAUUGAUACACAUAUUUUACAUUGUGUUGAUAAAAAUGUUCGUGAACAACAAAAAACAUUAAUGGAUGCUGAAAUACCUGGUUUUCAUUUAACAAAUAAUUCUCGUGAUAUUGAAAUUCAAACAAAAUUAUUAAAUUUUAUUGAAAAAAUAAUCAAUUUAAGUGAUGAAUCAAAAUUGGCAAUAAAUUGAAAAUCAAAAUUUAUCAAAUUCACCAAC